AAAGACGGUUGCUGAGCAUGCGCCCUGCUGCCCACGCGUCCUGUGAGCAGAGCCGAGGAAGAAGCGGUGGUGUGGACGGUGUCGUGAUCUUUCUGGCUGCCUGCCCUCAACCGGCGUCGCGGCCGCCAUGGCCCUCGUCCUCGUGGUGGUGGGACGGGGACAAGUGAGGACAGCUGGCGGCCGAGGACGGGGGAGAUGAAGACAGGGUGGGUCUUGGGGGCGUUCUUUGAGGUAUCUGAGUCCUGCAAGCACCUGGAACUGCCAGCGGAGCACUGAAGCCAGAGUGAUUUGACUGCCAGUUUGGCCGAUGUGAAUGAUCUUGCAGCCCGUUUAUUUGGUGUGACCACAGCAUGUACACUAUCCUUACACAAGGGUGAAAAAUGAGUGGGCGUGUGAGAACAAGAUCUAAAUCUAAACAAAGAAAGGAUGAUGGCAAGGCUAACCAGCCAGCUGCACCUGUGGCUGCCCAGCAGCCCAGUGAUGAGCAACCUCAACAAAAGGAGGCACCCACUGAGUGUCAGGAUAUUAUGCCGGAGCGAGAGAAAGCAGUUGAAGAAGCACCUCUGGAUGAAGGCCCUGACCUGGAAUCUGGUAUCCAGGAACUGCCUGUGCCAAAGACUGGGGGCAAAAGUGAAGAUGACAGUGAUGUGAAGGGGGCGGAUGUCCCAACACUGGAGCCCGUGAAGAUGCCUGAAGCAGAUAUGUUAUCCAUUGAGAAUGCAAAGUGAAGGACAACCGAAAGUGUAAGCAAGAAGAAGCUGAAACCAUGCAAACUGCUCUCAUGUAGGAAGGACACUUCACUGUUAAAAAUCCCUCAAUAAAAUCUUACAACUUUC
Messenger RNA from Felis catus (domestic cat), 836 nucleotides. RefSeq names its product P antigen family member 3-like. Lineage: Eukaryota; Metazoa; Chordata; Mammalia; Carnivora; Felidae. Bases 381 to 728 code for a protein of 115 amino acids. The transcript has 7 exons. The record is from RefSeq and is a predicted model, not a curated record.